Coregonus clupeaformis (lake whitefish) is the source of this 1074-nucleotide messenger RNA. RefSeq names its product ras-related protein M-Ras. Gene Ontology annotation, cellular component: plasma membrane. The coding region runs from base 185 to 814 and encodes 209 amino acids. Gene Ontology annotation, biological process: signal transduction. The record is from RefSeq and is a predicted model, not a curated record. The transcript has 6 exons. Gene Ontology annotation, molecular function: GDP binding; GTP binding; GTPase activity. Lineage: Eukaryota; Metazoa; Chordata; Actinopteri; Salmoniformes; Salmonidae.
AAGAUUUGCUACAUAGCGGAUUGCGUCGCAUCGCGGAUAUGACAGGCGCAAUCUCGUCAUAAAAUGAUGGCAAUGUUUUGAGGUAACAGACAGAAAGAGGGAUGAGGAAUAUUUGUACGUGAAGUGCUGUAGUCUACGUUCACGACAACGGAUCUCAUAUUGGUGUAGCCAUCUGCCUGUCACCAUGGCAACCAGCAGCGCGGUCCCUAGCGACAACCUCCCCACGUACAAGCUGGUGGUGGUGGGGGACGGAGGGGUGGGGAAGAGCGCUCUCACCAUCCAGUUCUUUCAGAAGAUCUUUGUGUCUGACUACGACCCCACCAUCGAGGACUCCUACCUGAAACACACAGAGAUAGACGGACAGUGGGCCAUCCUGGACGUGCUGGACACGGCAGGCCAAGAGGAGUUCAGUGCUAUGAGGGAGCAGUACAUGAGGACAGGGGAUGGCUUCCUCAUCGUGUUCUCUGUGACAGACAAGGCAAGCUUUGAACACGUGGACCGCUUCCACCAGCUCAUCCUCAGGGUGAAGGACAGGGAGGCCUUCCCCAUGGUGCUGGUGGCCAAUAAGGUGGACUUGGUUCACCUCCGCAAAAUCACUAGCGACCAGGGGCAGGAAAUGGCUGCCAAACACAACAUUACAUACAUUGAGACAAGCGCCAAGGAUCCUCCUAUGAAUGUGGACAAGGCAUUCCAUGGACUAGUCAGGGUUAUAAGGCAGCAGAUCCCAGAGAGGAGCCUGAAGAAGAAGAAGAAGCUGAAGUGGCGAGGAGAACGCUCUACGGGUUCUCACAAAGUCCACUGUGUCAUCUUGUGAGGGUGUCACCCCUCUUGCCGCUGCGUAACAUUGUUGUUAGAGAGAACUGCAGACUGGCAGUGACCAACAACUGGAGGAGAAAGGGGGGAUUAGGGGAGAGAAGGAACUGACUGUUACAGUGUCAUAGAAAACCCCUCUCACUUGAGGGGGUCAAGUCCAAGGCAUGCCCAAGUGGAGGUCUUAUAGCAGGUAGCCUAGUGGUUAAGAGCGAUGGGCCAGUAACUGAAAGGUCGCUGGUUCGAAUCCCAUAGUCGGCAAGG